Fragaria vesca subsp. vesca is the source of this 1613-nucleotide messenger RNA. Its product is annotated as ADP,ATP carrier protein 1, mitochondrial-like. The record is from RefSeq and is a predicted model, not a curated record. The transcript is spliced from 3 exons. Gene Ontology annotation, molecular function: ATP:ADP antiporter activity. NCBI's taxonomy places the organism in Eukaryota, Viridiplantae, Streptophyta, Magnoliopsida, Rosales, Rosaceae. Gene Ontology annotation, biological process: mitochondrial ADP transmembrane transport; mitochondrial ATP transmembrane transport. Bases 241 to 1398 code for a protein of 385 amino acids. Gene Ontology annotation, cellular component: mitochondrial inner membrane.
ACGAGACGAUCCACUGCUCUCCGAAUCUGGUCUGAUGUUUGUUUAUUCAAACUUCUGCGACUUUUCUCUGCGGUGGCGCUGUCACCCAAAUUGGAUUGGCUUCCUUGGUUUGACCAUGGAAAAGUCCUCCCUUUCAACCCUUAAAGACUCGUCAGCUCUUCGUCUUUGAGCAUUUCUGCCAAGGCCGAAGCCCCUCGCAGCCAUCAUUCGCUCUUCAUUUUCUUCACAGGAGAAGACGCAAUGGUUGAUCAGGUUCAACACCCCACUGUCAUGCAAAAGGUAGCUGGCCAGCUCCUUCAGCAAUCCAUUCAGGGUUACGAUACUGGCUUCCAAAGACAAGGGAUGUACCAGAGACGUCCUGCGUAUGGAAAUUACUCCAACGCUGCAUCGCAGUACCCUGUGAUGACAGCUUGCAGGGCUACCGCUGAUCUAUCAAUGAUCCCAUCAACUGCAUCUCCAGUUUUUGUGCAAGCCCCCGCAGAGAAAGGCCACUUUUUCGUUGAUUUCCUUAUGGGUGGUGUUUCUGCUGCUGUAUCUAAGACCGCUGCUGCUCCCAUCGAGCGUGUUAAGCUUUUGAUUCAGAACCAGGAUGAAAUGAUCAAGGCUGGUCGUUUGUCUGAACCCUACAAGGGCAUUGGUGAGUGCUUCUCCCGAACAAUCAAGGAAGAAGGAUUCAGUUCGUUGUGGAGAGGAAAUACUGCCAACGUCAUCCGUUACUUCCCCACUCAGGCGUUCAACUUUGCAUUCAAGGAUUACUUCAAGAGGCUAUUCAAUUUCAAGAAAGAUAGGGAUGGUUAUUGGAAGUGGUUUGCUGGUAACUUGGCCUCAGGAAGUGCAGCUGGUGCUGCUUCUUCUUUCUUUGUCUACUCUUUGGACUAUGCUCGUACCCGUUUGACUAGUGAUGCUAAGGCUGUAAAGCAGGGAGGAGAAAGACAAUUCAAUGGUCUGGUUGAUGUCUACAGGAAGACAUUGAAAUCUGAUGGUAUUGUUGGUCUAUACCGUGGAUUCAAUGUAUCAUGUGUUGGUAUCAUUGUUUACCGUGGUCUGUACUUUGGACUCUACGAUUCAAUCAAGCCUGUGGUCCUGACUGGAGGUUUGCAGGAUAGUUUCUUCGCUAGCUUUGCUCUUGGAUGGGUCAUCACAAUUAAUGCUGGUCUUGCUUCCUACCCAUUUGACACUGUUCGUAGAAGAAUGAUGAUGACCUCUGGUGAAGCCGUCAAGUACAAGAGUUCAAUUGAUGCCUUUGCUCAGAUCUUGAAGAAUGAGGGUGCCAAAUCCCUGUUCAAGGGUGCUGGUGCAAACAUCCUUCGUGCUGUUGCUGGUGCUGGUGUCCUUUCUGGUUAUGACAAGUUGCAGCUGGUUGUGUUCGGAAAGAAGUAUGGGUCUGGAUCUGGUUAAGUAUGUCUUAUCUGCCAAGCAAGACAGCUGUUAGAUGGUGAUGAAAAUCUCUCUUCUUUUUAGUCUGAACAACUUAUUUUAGCAAAAUUUUCCUUGAAUAAAUGGGAGUUGAUCCCAAACAGAUUUUUACAAAUGGAUUGAUUUUUGUUCUCAUAUUUGGAAUCCCACACAUAUUUGGAAUCUUAUUCAGAUGAUAUACAGGUUAUGUUUGUGUG